CGGCGCCGGCGGCGGCUGCUCGUGCUGCACCCGCUCCCGCUCGCUGUCUUCCAGUCGCGGGUGGGCUCCGCAGCCCCUGGCCCGCAGCAGCCCCUGCCCCGCUGCGGCGCCCACCCUCCACCUCCCCUCCGCGGGGGGCCGACGCGUGCAGCCCACCCCAGGGCCUCUCUUCUCCCACCCGCGGCUCCUCUGUGGAGCUGGCUCGGGCUCUCAACUUCGCCUCCUCUUCGGUCUGCUCUGCUGGGCGCGAACCUGCUCACCCCCUGCCCAACCGCGCGCCCGGGGACGGUGCGCCUGGCGCUCGAGCCGGCGCCCCCAGCCCGGGGCGCAGCGCGUGGCGGGUGGCUCUGGAGAAGUGGCAGGGGGCGGCUGCGGCUGCUGCCUCGACUUACUCAGCUGGGAGCAGAAGAGGACCCUCAGAGGCGCUUGGGGGCCCCAGCCGCUGGAUGACUGGCACGAGUAGCGCGCCUCGCACCUGGCACUUUCCCACAUGACGGGAAGACGAGCUUCUGGUUAGAGACAGGCACCCCGAAUCGGAGGCCAUCUGCACACCAUGAAGGGGGCCUGCAUCGUCGCGUGUCUGUUCUCAGGCCUGGGGUGGUGGGCGCUCGGCCAGCCGGAGACAGAUGUGCUACAGUGCCAGAGAGCAGAGCACCCGGUCAUUUCCUAUAAAGAGAUUGGCCCCUGGUUACGGGAGUUCAGAGUGAAGAAUGCUGUGGAUUUCUCGCAGUUAACAUUUGACCCAGGACAGAAAGAGCUUGUUGUAGGAGCAAGAAACUACCUCUUCAGGUUACAGCUGGAGGAUUUGUCUCUGAUCCAGGCUGUGCAGUGGGAAUGCGAUGAAGCCACCAAGAAGGCCUGUUACAGUAAGGGCAAGUCGAAGGAGGAAUGUCAGAACUACAUCCGUGUGCUGUUGGUGGGUGGCGACCGGCUAUUCACCUGUGGAACCAAUGCUUUCACACCCAUGUGCACCAACCGCACGCUGAGUAACCUGACCGAGAUCCAUGAUCAGAUCAGCGGCAUGGCACGCUGUCCCUACAGUCCCCAGCACAAUUCCACAGCUCUCCUUACGGCCAGUGGGGAGCUCUAUGCUGCCACAGCCAUGGAUUUCCCAGGUCGCGAUCCUGCCAUUUACCGGAGUCUGGGCCUCUUACCUCCUCUUCGCACAGCACAGUACAACUCCAAAUGGCUCAAUGAACCAAACUUUGUGUCAUCUUACGACAUUGGGAACUUCACCUACUUCUUUUUCCGAGAAAAUGCUGUGGAGCACGACUGUGGGAAAACCGUGUUCUCCAGGGCUGCUCGGGUCUGCAAGAACGACAUCGGAGGGCGGUUUCUGCUGGAGGACACCUGGACCACGUUCAUGAAGGCACGCCUGAACUGCUCCCGCCCGGGCGAGGUUCCUUUCUACUACAAUGAGCUGCAGAGCACUUUCUUCCUGCCAGAGCUGGAUUUGAUCUACGGCAUCUUUACCACCAAUGUGAACAGCAUCGCAGCCUCGGCCGUGUGUGUCUUCAACCUGAGUGCCGUCUCCCAGGCCUUCAAUGGGCCCUUCAAGUACCAGGAGAGCUCCCGUGCCGCCUGGCUACCCUACCCCAACCCCAACCCCAACUUCCAGUGUGGCACAGUGGACCAGGGCCUGUAUGCAAACCUGACAGAAAGAAACCUGCAGGAUGCUCAGAAGUUCAUUCUGAUGCAUGAAGUGGUGCAGCCAGUGACCCCGGUGCCCCCCUUCAUGGAGGACAACAGCCGCUUCUCCCAUGUGGCCGUGGACGUGGUGCAGGGCCGGGACACGCUUGUCCACAUCAUCUAUUUGGCCACAGAUUACGGCACCAUUAAGAAAGUACGGGCACCCCUGACUCAGACCUCAGGCAGCUGUUUGCUGGAGGAGAUCGAGCUCUUCCCCCAGAGGCAGGGGGACCCCAUCAGGAGCCUGCAGAUCCUGCACAGCCAGCGUGUCCUGUUCGCGGGCCUGUGGGAGCACGUGGUCAGAAUCCCACUGAAGAGGUGCCAGUUCCACCGCACACGGAGCACCUGCGUUGGGGCCCAGGACCCUUACUGCGGCUGGGACGUGGUGAAGAAGAAGUGCACAAGCCUGGAGGAGAGCCUGAGCAUGGCGCAGUGGGAGCAGGACGCCUCCAGCUGCCCCACGAGGAAUCUCACUGUGGACGGGCGCUUUGGCGCGUGGUCUCUGUGGACGUCCUGCACACACACUGAUGGCAGCGCUGUGGGGUCCUGCCUCUGUCGUACCCGCUCCUGCGACAGCCCAGCCCCUCAGUGUGGUGGCUGGCAGUGCGAGGGCCCCCGCAUGGAGAUCGCCAACUGUUCCAGGAACGGAGGCUGGACCCCCUGGACCUCGUGGUCUCCCUGCAGCACCACCUGCGGGAUUGGCUUCCAGGUGCGGCAGCGGUCCUGCAGCAAUCCCACCCCCAGGCAUGGGGGCCGGGUGUGCGUGGGGCAGAACCGCGAGGAACGGAAGAUCCAUCUUGCAUUAUACUGCAACGAGCAUUUGCUGUGCCCCCCACAUGUGUUCUGGACAGGCUGGGGUCCUUGGGAACGGUGCACAGUGCAGUGUGGGGGUGGCAUUCAAGCUCGCCGCCGGACCUGCGAGAAUGGGCCCGACUGCCCCGGCUGUGAUGUGGAGUACCAGCCUUGUAACACCAGCCCGUGCCCCGAGCUGAAAAAGACCACACCCUGGACACCCUGGACGCCCGUCAACAUCUCUGACAAUGGUGGUCACUACGAGCAGCGAUUUCGGUACACGUGCAAAGCCCGCCUGCCUGACCCGAAUUUGCUGGAGGUGGGGAGACAGAGAAUCGAAAUGCGCUACUGCUCUAGUGACGGGACCAGUGGCUGCUCCACAGAUGGCCUUUCUGGGGAUUUCCUGAGAGCUGGGAGGUACUCUGCCCACACCAUCAACGGGGCUUGGUCAGCCUGGACAUCGUGGUCACAGUGUAGCCGCGACUGCAGCAGGGGCAUUCGGAACCGGAAGCGUGUUUGCAACAACCCUGAGCCCAAGUAUGGGGGCCUGCCUUGCCUGGGACCGUCCCUGGAAUACCAGGAAUGCAACAUUUUGCCCUGUCCAGUGGAUGGCAUGUGGUCCUGCUGGUCGCCCUGGUCAAAAUGCUCGGCAACAUGUGGUGGUGGGCACUACAUGAGGACCCGCUCCUGCACGAACCCAGCGCCGGCCUACGGAGGAGACAUCUGCCUCGGGCUGCACACCGAAGAGGCGCUCUGCAGCACGCAGCCCUGUCCCGAGAGCUGGUCAGAGUGGUCCGACUGGUCUGAGUGUGAUGCGUCUGGAGUCCAGGUCCGCACCCGCCAGUGCAUCCUGCUGUUCCCCGUGGGUAGCCAGUGUUCUGGAAAUGCCACGGAGAGCCGGCCAUGUGUUUUUGAUUCCAAUUUCAUCCCAGAAGUAUCUGUGGCGAGAUCCAGUAGCGUAGAAGAGAAAAGGUGUGAAGAGUUCAACAUGUUCCACAUGAUCGCUGUGGGGUUGAGCAGCUCCAUCCUGGGCUGUCUUCUCACGCUGCUCGUCUAUACCUACUGCCAGCGGUACCAGCAGCAAUCCCACGAUGCUACAGUCAUCCAUCCUGUCGCUCCCGCCCCUCUCAACACCAGCAUAACUAACCACAUCAACAAACUGGACAAGUAUGACUCGGUGGAGGCCAUCAAGGCAUUUAACAAAAACAACUUGAUCCUAGAGGAAAGAAACAAAUAUUUCAACCCGCAUCUCACUGGGAAGACCUACUCUAACGCCUAUUUCACAGAUCUCAAUAAUUAUGAUGAGUACUAAUAGCUCUUACAAUUUUGGCUUCUUGUAAUGCCCCAAGGCCUGUGCCCCAUGACUGCCCAUGUUUCUGAGACUUCAGAGGUGAAGUUUGGAUACAUUUCAAGUGCAUUUCAAGCCACCAGUGUCCCAUUGCUGCCAAAAGUAGACAUCCUUUAAAGCAACAAAAAUCUAAAUAUGAUGUCAUGAAAAUCUGGUCUACAAUACUUGCUCAUUGUUGAGUGAGCCAAGGUGUGCAGCUUUUGGUUAUUGUGUUCAGUCCAUUUUUCUAACAAGUCAGUUGUUUUCUUGAGCUUUUUAAUAAAUGUACCACCCACCCAGGCAGGAGUCAUUAGAAAUGUGAAUGUCUUCCUGCUCUUGACCAUAAAUCUUCAUGAUGUUUUAAUUCAAGAAAAGAGACUCUUCAAGAGCCUCCACAAGGAGUGCUUAGGUCCAUAGUAUUUGAUGAAAUGAAGAAUAUGAAUGUGGCCCUGCAGCCAUUCACCAUGGAUCUCCCAUCUUCCCAAUCUGGAUACUGUGGAAUUCUUGGAAGCAAUUUGGGGUUUAGACUUGGAAUAAUUCUUGCUGGGGAAGCCCAGGGAUUCAGCCUGUCUUGCGUCUGCAGCAGUAGUGGUAUGAGAUGUGAGACACUCCAGCCGCAGGCUUGAUAUACUAACUGUGUUCAUCGCGGUGGAGGUGAGCUUGAAGAGCAGAGGCACAGACACAGUCAGGGGAGAAGCGUCCUGUGUGUUGUGGCACAGUUAGCCUUAUUCUGACUCUUGGAUUUCAUGGCAUUCCAGGUUGCUCCUUACCAUGUGGGUUGGCCUGGAAGCUCCCUGUCUGGUCCAUGAUAACGCCCUGAAGAGCCAGUCUGUAAAAUGACCACUUGUUUAGCACUCGGAUAAACUCCACAUCUCCUCUCUCCCAUUAGAGGAAAAUCUUGAAUAUUCAUGGCACGAGUGAGGGAAAGCAUUGAACAUAAUGGAAUGUAAUUGAAAACAACAUUUUGUUUUGUUUUUUUACUUUUCCAUUUUAUGGAAAGGACUAAAAGAAUGGACCUUUAAUGGAAAGCAACUUUUAAUUUGCUAUCUCCUGUUAGAACUAAUGUAUGGCAGUCAGCCCCUCUGCAGAGCAUUAGUGACAUGUAAGGCUGGUAUCUGCAUCCCGCUGCUGUACAUACUGGUGCUUCUGAGCACCACACUGUCGUGGCGCCUCCAGGUCAGGUGAGGAGGAGAUGUUUGGUCCUGGUGCCUUUUGUUUUUCCCUCAGUGCUGCCUCUCCAUCCACCCCCUCCCAUCUCUCACUGCAACAGCAUUUCAAGAUGUACCUUGAGUAAGCAGGGGGUCUGAAAGUAACAUUUUAAUGAUCCCUGAGCAUUGAUCAUUGUUAAGCAUUUCAGAGUGUUAUAAUACUCUUCGUAUAGGUACUGUUCAUAAGAAGAAAAAGAAAGAAACAGGAUAAAUUACUCAUAAACAACUGAUGCAUAACAUAAGGCAGUUGGUGGAAAAACUGCUGAAAGUAAGAACGAGAUUGAAACCAUUCACCUGAUGCCUCGGCAUUGUGUUGGAGGCCUGGGUGAACAUUAAGACAUGUCCUUAUUGACAAAUGAACCUUCAGAUCUGGGAAAAUACAUGGUACAGGCACUGAGGAAAGUCAGAUUUAUUAGCAUGUGUUUCUAUCCUAUCUAAUUGAAAGAAACAACUUCAGAAAGUGGUGGGAAAAAUCUUACUAAUCAAUGUUCGGUAAUGAACAUUGAUGUAUUCAGAAUAUUCUCAUAUACCCUAAUUUGCAGAAGCUACUUUACUAAAAUUAAAUUUUAAAUGGCAGGUGGUCUCUGGGAGGCCUGAUAGAUUGCAAAUGAAUGGUUUUCCAGAUCUUUCCAGUGGGGAGUUCCUCUUAGGUCCCCUGUGUUCCCUGAAUGCUAUGAGGUUUUUCUGUCUGUACCCACAGACUUUUAAGUCCAUAUUCAGGAGGUGAAGUUUAGCCAGAGUUUCCUAAUAAUUCUUGGGUUGGAUCUUUAUUGAACGCUUUGACUUGUCUCAUCACUUUGCUUAUAAGAAAAAAUGUCCUCAAUGUGUAGCACAUACUAGCUGUUUUUUGACUCCCUCUCCCCAAUAUUUUUCUAAGCUCAAAAGGUCAUUUUAUUUCCCUUAGGAAAGAGGAUACUAAUAUUUCCAGAAAGCAUCAGUGGACCUGAUGGGAAAUGCUUUCUUAAUGCAUCCUAGCUGGUCUUCCAUUCAUCUCAUGCAGUGGCUGGGGACAGACAGUGCCCUCCCUUCGCAACAGAAUUUUCACGUGGUUGAUUACAUGAGGGCUUUGAGAUUGUCACUGCAAAGAAAUCCCUCAUUUUUGUUCCCUGGCCCUCUGUUCAAAGGAAAACUAUUAUGACUUCUCUGUAUCUCUCUUCUUUCUCUCUCUCUCUCCCUUUCAUUUGACAGAAUUUAAGUUGAUUUUGAAUAAUUUUAACUAUAGUCUCAAUAUUUUAACCAGCUGUGGAGUAACUUUUGUUUUCCUGUCCCUGGAGUGUCUGCCCCCCGUGUCUGUCCUUGGCCUCCUGCUGCACGCAGGCCCACCCGUGAUGCUGUCGUAGGGCUGCCUGCCCAGGUGUCCUUCGUUAGCAGCCCUCCCUUUCGCUGCGUUGAUGGCGGUUCUCUGUGGGGCACAGUUUAAGUUUCUGAGUAGUAACUUCUUCAUUCUCUUUUUUCAUUUUCCUUGCUUUCUUCCUUCUUUUUUUGGUACAAGCAGCACAAAUAGAGACUAAAUUUUUAAGCUGCACCCCUCUGAAUCUAAUGUCAAAUGGCAUUGAUCACAAUUUAGUUUCUAGGGUUAUUUCUGUACCCUGUUGAUGUUUGGCUGGUUUUCAUGAGGAAACUGGCAUUAGUCUCACAUUUAAAUGCUUACAGAGCGGUUCCGGGUUGCUCAGGGUCCUUCCUCUAGACUAGACUGGUCACCCUCCAAUGUCAGCCCAGAGGUCACUGGCACUUUACAGGAAUGAGAGGAACUGAGGGUCCCGGCUGCACACCAUAUAGCCCUCCCAGAGAGCUCUUGAGGAGGGGGCUUUGGUGGGACCGAGGCUUUGUCACCCUGAGGGACGGGCCUGGCACGCCCUGGGCCGCGGGAUCAGACACUGCUUCUCGGAGACCUGCAGUCACCAGCUGAUUCCUCGCCGUCGCCCAGCUCGCAUUGGGUGCUUUCGGUGCCUCUGACCCUGAACACUGAUGUGAGGAUCCCAGUGCCCCACUCCCCAGGGGCAGUUCCCCGAGCUGGUGCCUCAGAUUCUGAGCAGGACUGGCCUUGGGGCUGGGAUAGCCUUGUGUGGGGAGGGGUGGCAGGACUCCAGGGGAACCGUGCAGGCGCAGGAGGGCAACCCUGCAUGGGGAAGCCUCUGUCUCCAGGGAGGGGCUGUCCCUGUGCCUGGGGUGAACCAGGGGUGUGCACCCACUGACUCACUGAGAAAAGAAGAGAAAAGAAGCAGAGGAGGGGAAGGGUAGGAGAAGUAGUGACCCUGAGAACAUGGGGACCUGGUGGCUCCAGAGCUGAGUGCGCUACAGGCAGUCCGGCAGGUGCAUGAUCCACACAGUCCUCAGAUCCGCACACUCUCCCAGGAUCAGCAGAUCCACACACAGGCCUCAGAUCCGUGCACACUCUCCCAGGAUCAGCCGUCUGGAGGGCAGGCAAACAUGUCCUUAUUUCCUAUUAAUCUGCAAACGGCUGAUGUUCCAGGAACCAAAGUUUCAGUGCACAGUGUCUGCACUGGAGGGGGUGGGGGAGAGUGAGCUAGGUAACCUUUAGAGCUGCCAACAAGUCCCAACACAGGAGUGCAUGUCCCCCAGGGACACAAAGAUCAAAGGAAAUCUUACUUUGAAAAUAUGUCAAGACUGUACCCAGCUAACCAUUUUCUGUGAACACUUCCUUAAGGCACCCUGAAGGCGCAGUUGACAGUGUUAGAAUUCACAAAUAUCCUCACCCUUCUUUAUCACAUCCUCCCUGCAUUCAGAAUAAAUCAUGAACAUUUCCCAGCACCAUCAAACCACCAUCAGUGUGCUGACUUUGCCCCAAGGUUAUCAACUUCCUUUAGUCCUGGGUGUCUUUCACAUUCCAGGGGGCUUGUGUGUGGCAUUUGUAAAGUAUCUCCAUUGCUUGUAUCUGAAUCCAGCAUUUCUAUCUAAAAAGAUGGCCCCAAGGCACCUAUGCAGAGGCACUGGCUACCAGGGGUCCAUCAGAUGAACUGAGUCUGUCCUAGAGAAGCCAUCUACAUGUGGCUGGGCUGUGCCCGAGUCCCACAGCCCACCCACCCCCAGUCAGUGGCUGUGAAGAUGGGGAGUUAGAACGAUAACUUUCAAUCAACUCUCUGAUAAUUCCCUUUAAGGAGAUGCAAGCUGGAGCUCACUGUUCUCAUUGGCACACCCAACACAUUCACAGCUUCCAAUGUCUGCACUAUUUCGUGGUAAUUUAUGCUGACUAGGUGAUUUAUGUUGACAUGACAUCGCCAAAUUUGAUUACUUGUGACUAUCUAUUAUCAGACACUAGAAAGCCAUCUGAACCCUUGCUUCUCCAGCCAGUGUGAAAUGGGAGGACACAGAGUAACAUUCAGUUUGACCUGAGAAAUGCCCAGAAAGGAAUGCCAAGUACCACACAGUGAUUACCGUGUAAGAUAAGUAUUUGGAGAUCAGGAACAAUUAUGGAAUUUAUUUCUGCUGUUCUCCUUGUUGAGGUCUUUAAUAAUAAUGGAUUUAUAGAUGCUUGGUACCUGUACAAACAGUGAACCCCAAGGCAUUCAUAUUAUCUGUUCUGAUAACUUCAUAAACACAGGAAAAUGUUAAUUAUUGCUGCUUUUCUCUUUUGGAAAUUGAAAAGUAAUGAACAAGACACAACUUUGGACUGCUGGCAGUAUUUCCAAAAUGAUGCUAACAUACUAACUGUUUUAAUGGAUUUCUGCAUUAUAUACAUAAUUUUUGGAGCAGAUCAAAGUUUUUUUCAGUGGUCAUAUGUUGCAUCAAAAAAAAUUUAACACAUGUUAAGAUGCAUCCAGAACGGAGACCUGUUGUCUCUUAAAAAUAUAGUUUAUACUGCAAAGAGAGCAUUAUCAAAACCAAAUUCAGAUCCUGACACAAAGUGUACAGUUCUUAGUGAAAGCUGUCUCGUAUAGUAUUUGCAAAAGAUCAUACUAGUUUUUCCAUAGAAUGAAUAACCUUGCUACUCAUAACCAGAGUUACUAUCAAUUUGCAUUCCAGCAAGCAUCUUUUUCUAUGUUGACAUGAUGACAGUAACUAGUCAAGGACAUUUUAAAACCCGAAAGGAAAAAACAAAAGAGGAAAACCCGCUAUGUCAUUUCUUUAACUAACAUGUUGAACAGGAAAAUAACUCAUUCUAUCUUUCCAUAUUUAGUCAGAAAUCUGAGGCCAGUACUUUGAACAUGAUCCUAUUCUUUUUCAGUUUUUUGGCAACUUAAUGCCAAAUGGUCCAAAUAUUAGAUGAAUGGCAAUUCAACAUCAUUCAAAUGUUAGAUAAAUACAAGCUAGGAGCAAAAUGCAGAUUCUGGAAAAGCCAAACCAUCCUUCCAUUAUGUCGCCAAGGGCAGCAUUGUUAGCCACCACCUGCCCAUGCAGCUAGUUUAGUUUCCUAUAAGAAGUUGCCAGUGCCUUGUUUAACGUGGUGAUUUAUCCUUUCACCUGGAUAGUAUUGGUUCCAAUUCAAAGCAGAGGACUGAUUGGCUGUACUUUGAAGAACACAUUCUCAUAUGCCUCUUUGAACUCAGGAAUAGAGACCAAGAAGCAUGUCACAGAUGUGUCUUUUACCCGCCCUGGGCUGGGCGUGUGGCAUAGGUAGAUGCAGUGGUGUGUCCAGAGUUUAGGUUAACCCAGCCUCAGCUUUCCAGAGAGUGACAUUAAUUUUGCAUCUUCCAAAAAAUAUCUUAGUGUUUGUUUUGUGGUAGGAAAAUCCAUGUGGUACCUAUAAAAGUAGAGGUUUCUGGUAGUGUCCCUCUUCAGGCAAGUCCACAGAUGGGAAAAUCAGGCUGGGGACACUGGCACAGAUGUGGUGGCUGGAAUGAGGACCACCUAAAAUAAUGCCUGCUUUUAUUUUUUUUCAGUCAGUGUCAAAAUUCCUCAUAAGUUAACAAGGUUGUUACUCUUAAUUUUGGUUAAGAAAGUUAAAGGUGGUGUGUCUACUAAAGCUGACCAUUUUUCCCUUGUACCACGACUUGGCCAAAAUCAAACUUCAGCUUUUGCACUUUGAAAGAAAGCACAGUGUGAACCUUUGACCCAGGCACCUACAUUUACCACCCAAACUCUAUGUCAUCUGCAAAGAAAAUGCACAGACUUGGUCCUGUGUAGGAUUCCUCAAAACUGUAACAAAACUAGUGUGUUACAAUAUGUGACAUGACUUUGUAAGGUGUUAUGAAAUGUUUAAUGCCUCAUUCUGUGUUAAUAUGACACUUCUGUGAUACAAAAUAAUCUUAUUUGGGAUUUCUUUUUUUUUUUCAUUGAGACUUCUCCAAAGCCAACUUUAGCCCAUAGAAAACUUGCAAAAAGUUACCUUAAAAUUAAUUUUUAAAAGACAAAAUAUAUAUUAAUCAAAAUGGAGCUUUUAAAGAAUGAGAUGGCAUUGCCUCUCCCUUCGUUUGAAUGAGAAAAUGGAGUUUUGGUGGCCCUGUUGGACUCUUUAUGGAUUGACAAAUCUUUCUUCGCUGGGCCGUUGGGUGCCUGCACUUUUUUUUCAGUCCUUACAUUCAGUUCUCUAGGUUUCAUUCAAAGCCUUGUUAGAAAGGUGCAAUACAGAUUCCCAGGGUCUCACUCUUACCUUUUCUUCUCACUGAUUCAUCAGUUUUUAAUGCUCACUUGACAACUGUCCAGGUUUAUAUCAGAAGGUUGUUUAAAGACACCCACCAGGUAUACUGCUUCCAAACAUCAGUUUAAGACACCAACUGUUGCAGCCUCGGCAGGGAGCUCGCUGCCUGCCACACUGGAUUGCAUGUGGAAGUGAGAGAAAGGGCAGGAGGGGAGUUACGCAGCAGAUCAGUGGAACCCAAACCUGGUCCAGCCCCCAACCCUGAAUAAAAUAAACAUGUAAGAUAAAAUUUCACAGAAGUGAAAAUGUAAUGUUACUCCCUGCUCUUGGCAAAUCACUGACGCCUCUCCCACACCUAGGCAUCGCUUCCAAGCAGUGAAUUCAUGGAGUGACCCUGAGCACGCUCACGGCGUGGAGAUUUCCCUUUCAUAGCCACUGCUCUUCACUAUCUCUCUCUACCAACAAUUUGGGGGACAAAAUAAGAGAACCCUAACUAUGUACAGUAUAAAUUGUAUUAUAUUUUUUGUACUUACGUUUUAUGUAAAUAGUUUGUCUCAUCCAAUUGUAUGUGAGCAUUGAAAUAAAUCCUACCAUUUAGGAAACA
Molecule: messenger RNA, 11159 nt
Organism: Manis javanica (Malayan pangolin)
Lineage: Eukaryota; Metazoa; Chordata; Mammalia; Pholidota; Manidae
Gene: SEMA5A
Product: semaphorin 5A
Biological process (GO): semaphorin-plexin signaling pathway; positive regulation of cell migration; axon guidance
Cellular component (GO): plasma membrane
Molecular function (GO): chemorepellent activity; semaphorin receptor binding
Source: RefSeq, a predicted model, not a curated record